UUUGCAGAUUUCGCAUUACAUGUGGAUACUUGGGAAUCGAAUUGCAUUGACCAAUUCAUUCAAAAGUCAAGUGGGAUUAAGUUCAUUGAAGCCUUCUUUUUAUUUUUUGUUUUUUAUACGAAUCGAAUUUUCAGAGAAAGAGAGAAAGAGGAAGAGAGAGAAAAAAUAUAUAUAUUCGAAAGAUUACAAUAAAUGAUGAUGUAGGGGGCCAUCGAUUUAAGGGCAAAUGACAUGUGUUCAUGUAGUUGUGAUCAAAUGUGAAUGGUACAGCCAUACGCAUAGCAUUGAACGAUACACAGUUGUACAGUUCGUUGAUUACAUGGAAACACAAAGAGAAUAUACACACACUCUUAUUAGUACAAGUGAGCGACUGAGUUAGAGAGAGUGUUGCCACCCAAAAAAAUUCAUAUCCGAAUCGGUCGGAAGUACUAUUUUUAAAUAGUAAACUAAACUAAACUAAAAUGCAACUAAUCGACUCAAGAUAGUUGAAAUUAAAUGUUAUAUUUCAUCGAAUAAAUAUAAUCUAUAUCCGGCUUUUCAUCAAUUAUAACAAAUUAUAGUAAAAAUUGAUACGAAAUCGAAAUCGUUUGGUUCAAAGUAAACAACAUCGUACAGUAUCUAAUCAAUUUAUUAUUGACAUUUGAGCUAUCAAACUAUCCAUUCGAAUGUGGUGAAUACGAACGACAGUUAAAACGUCAACAUUUUAAAUAAGGUUAUGUCGGCAACUCAUCUGUACUACUGUUCAAGCAAAAUAAACCGAUAAAUCAACUUGGAAUUUUUGUUUUUGUUUUCGGUUUUUGAGAGGAAAAACAAAAAAAAAACACGAUGUUAAGAACGGGAGUGUUUCGUUUAUCGCGUACGAUAAAUUUUCAUUCGUAUCGCCCAAUUUCGACUAGUUUAUGGCUGGCCAAUACAAAUGCUGCACAAAAAUCGUUUCCAAAUGUCGACGAUUUAUUUGGCAAAGUUGGAAAGCCUGUUGAGCCGCUCAUCGAAAAUCCAAUUAUUGUGAAAAAAUUCUUUAUCAGUGAAAUUGAUAGUGAACAGAUGCUAUAUCCAGAAGUGUUGUCAAAAGAUGAACUUGACGCCAUUCGGAAGCGCAACGAAAAUGUUUCCGAAUACUUUCGAUCGAGCAUUGAUUAUGAUGAAAAGGGAAUUAGCAAAACGGUUCAUGAUUCAUUCAAACAAAUGGGCAUCUAUGGUUAUAAUGUGCCCAAAGAAUUUGGCGGAAUGGGUUUUAUUCAUACGGAAACGAUUUUAUGCAGUGAAAUCGAAGGUAAAAAAAUCAAUGUUGGAAUGAUAUUGAAAGCCCAUCGUUUGGUGUGUGAGGCAAUUAACGAAUACGGUACGAAUGAACAACGGUCAAAGUAUUUACCGAAAUUGGCCAGUGGUGAUUUGAUCGCAACGCCGGCUUCACAAGAAUGGACACGAGAUGAUAUCGCUGCAACUACAUCGACAGCCGAAUAUGAUGCUGAUAAAAAACAAUGGCGGUUGAAUGGAACCAAAUCAUUUGUUAUCAAUGCGGCAAAAUCGAAUUUGUUUAUGGUAUCAGCGCAAGUGCCACAAAGUAAAAAAACCGAUUCAUUAUCGAUUUUCUUAGUUGAUGCAAACUUACCAGGUGUUUCGGUCCAUAAAAAAGAUAAUACAAUUGGGCUGCGAAAUCUUUAUCAAGCCGAUGUUUCAUUCAAAGAUGUAUACUUGGAAUCAGACGCUAUUCUCUCCACACCCGGAUCUGGUCGACAUAUCGAACGGACGACAAUGUUUCUCUCGCGAUUACAACAAAGCGCUUUAAAUUUGAUACAAAUGAAAUCAAUCAACCAAUUUAUGGUUGAUAUGAUCGAACCGGUGGAAGAUUCAAAUCGUAUCAACAAUCCUGAAGGUACCUCUUUCGAAUCAGCUUCAUUGCGUUCAGAAGUGUUAAAAAGUGCGGCAGACAUUUAUUCGACUGAAAGUAUGCUUUAUAUGACAGCCGGUUUAAUGGAUUUGUAUAAAAAUACAAAUAUAGACGUAGAAACAGCCAUCAUCAAAACAUUCUCGCAGGACCGAUUACUAUCGAUGGCAUUGGCUUUAUCAAAUUUUGUUGAAGCACCAGUAACGCUUGAUGAGCAUCCAAUGAAUAAUGUAAUUCGCGAUGCAUUGCAAUUACAAACAUUUGGCGAACCAAAAGACAUUUUAAAAUUAUACAUCGGUGUGGCUGGAAUCCAACACAGCGGGGAUCGCAUCUUUGAUUCUGUGAAAAAGAAGCGUAAUCCAUUCUUGCAUCCAGAGCUUGCACUCCAAAGUUUUUAUAAAGAAGAAACAAUGGACAAAUAUGAAUCAAAUUUAAAUUUGAUGGAAAAUGUAUUGGCGGUAUUUGAUAUACACGCACGAUGGGUGGAAGCGUCAAUACAGCGACUUCGUAUUGGUUCAAGCAAUUUAAUGGAAACGUAUGGCCGAAAUUUAUUCACACAACAUCAAGAAAUUCAACGAUUAUCCGAAACGGUUACAUAUAUUUAUGCAUCAUUUGCAAGUUUGGUGCGUGCUAAUCGAUCGGUGAUUUUGAGAUUGCCCCAUGCCGAAUUCGAGCAUACUUUGGCUGGUUGCUCUUGUGAUAUGAAUACACAAAAAGUUAAGGAAUUAAUGGAGCACAUUGAAUCUGGACCAUUGCAUCCAAUUGAUAAGCACUAUCAAACAAUAGCCAAACAAGUGAUAAAAAAUAAGUCAUAUUAUCCAGUACAUCCAUUGACAAGAUUCAUUUAGAUUUAGCGGUUGAAUGUUGUUUGUGUACAAAAAAAAAAUUUCUGUUUAUUUGCGCCAAAAUAAAAUAUAAAUAAAACCAA
Contarinia nasturtii (swede midge) is the source of this 2816-nucleotide messenger RNA. Its product is annotated as complex I assembly factor ACAD9, mitochondrial-like. Bases 826 to 2736 code for a protein of 636 amino acids. The record is from RefSeq and is a predicted model, not a curated record. The transcript has 5 exons. Lineage: Eukaryota; Metazoa; Arthropoda; Insecta; Diptera; Cecidomyiidae. Gene Ontology annotation, molecular function: acyl-CoA dehydrogenase activity; flavin adenine dinucleotide binding.